AUGGUUCCUUUGGGCAGGGGGCCGGAGGAGCUGGAGCGCUGCCUGUUCGCUGAGACGCUGGAGGUGGUGGCAGCAGGGGGACAGCCAAGGGAACAGGCAGGGGGACAGUGGUGGGUGGCAGCCCGGUGGGCACCCUACGAGCGGGCAGGCCAGCCGGUGCAGAGCUGCCUCAUGGUGCAAGCUGGCUCCCAUGCCCGGCAGGACGGCGUGCCCUGCUCCAGCACCCUCAAAGCCUACGUGACCCCACAGCUGGAGACUCUGGAGCAGGAGGAGCAGGAGCGCCUGGAGCUCAGACCACACCCUGUAGAGAGGAGGACCCACAUGGUGAGCCACCAGCAUGGGAUGACUAUCACCAAGACCCUCCUGGAGGGAGAGGCAGAGCCGCAGUGCUGGAGCUUCUCCUACAGCCAGGCUGAGCUGCGGGGGCUGCUGCUGGAGGGUGCCAGCUUCCUGCUGCUGCGGGUGCUGGCGUGCCAGCAAGCCGUGCCCCCCGGCCUCGUCUUCCCACCCAUCAACACCAAGGGCCACCUCUGCACCUCCAGCUACCGCGCCCUGGGCACCCGGCGGCAGGCGGUGGGCUCAGUGGAGGCAGAGGGGUUUGUGAUCGAGCGAGCCCUGCACGGCCACAUGGGGAUCUCCGCCGUCAUGUCCCGUGGGGUCGAGCCCCAACACCCCUUCCCAAAACAACCCCUGGACUGGGAGGAGGACAUCCAGCUCUGGUCCUGGUUCCUGGACAGAAAGGAGGAGCUGCAAGCAUCCCACGCUGCCUACAUCCAGCAGCACCCUGAGCUCCGGGCGCUGCUGGCCGACUUCCUCCAGGCCCUGCUCCUACAGCAACCCCACGACCCCGUCUCCUUCGCUGCCCAAUUCUUCGCCCCCUUCGCCUGUCAGCAGCCCCCUGAGACACCCUUUGCCUCCACCGGGGCUGCAAGCCCCCUCCCUGCCCCCCAGCCUCGCCACCCUCUGGCUAACGGGGAAUAA
Egretta garzetta (little egret) is the source of this 981-nucleotide messenger RNA. RefSeq names its product ciliogenesis associated TTC17 interacting protein (gene CATIP). The record is from RefSeq and is a predicted model, not a curated record. NCBI's taxonomy places the organism in Eukaryota, Metazoa, Chordata, Aves, Pelecaniformes, Ardeidae. Gene Ontology annotation, biological process: actin filament polymerization; cilium organization.